Lolium perenne is the source of this 1092-nucleotide messenger RNA. RefSeq names its product dnaJ homolog subfamily C member 7 homolog. The record is from RefSeq and is a predicted model, not a curated record. NCBI's taxonomy places the organism in Eukaryota, Viridiplantae, Streptophyta, Magnoliopsida, Poales, Poaceae.
CUGGUGCAAGUGAGGCGAACUGUCAAAUGCAUUCCCCCCGCCGUCGGUCGGCGGGCUAUAAGUAGGCGGCGAUGCACCGCGGCAGACCACAGCACGAGACACACACCCAACCCAACAGAAGCGAGCAGAGCUCACUCGUCGGCUGCUGGUUGCGAUGGCCGGCUGCGGAGGGAAGAACGGCGCCGGUAGCCUGUACGCCGCGCUCGGCGUCUCCAGCGACUGCUCCGACGCCGAGCUGCGCAGCGCCUACCGGAAGCUCGCCAUGAAAUGGCACCCGGACAAGUGCGCCGCCGCGGGUAGCUCCGGCUCCGGGGCCGUGGAGGCCGCCAAGGCCAGGUUCCAGAAGAUCCAGGGAGCCUACGCAGUUCUCUCGGACCCCAACAAGCGGAUCCUCUACGACGUCGGAGCCUACGACAGCGACGGCGACGAUGACGGUGCAGGAGACAUACUGGGAGACAUUUUGGAGGCGAUGAACAAGACCCCACACGAGAAGGGCGAGGGCGAGAGCUUGGAGGAUCUGCAGAUGCAGUUCGAGGAGCUUUUCCUCAGACCCGACGCCUACGCGCGGGGAUCGUCGUCGUCGUCGUCUUCCUUCCGCUCCGGGGUAGAUGACGCUGGCAAAUCGUCCAAGAUAAGGGGUGCAAGAAAGUAGAAAGAGGCCGCCAAGGUCGUGCGUGCGUCCUACCUGGAGAAGAUAAAAGAGAGUCCAAGAUAAAAUGAAGACGCCGCUAAUUCAUCCGUCGGAGUUUCAGAACGUGUGCCUACACUCUAGCAUGUACACGACCGGUGCCACGAGCCCAGAUAUUAUUAUUACUAGGUAAAGUUGCCGAGACCUAGAAGGCUACAACUGUUUCGGUAAGCCAUGACGUGCAAUAUUCCACGGGAAAACCUAAAAAACGAAGCUGUCCACAAGCUCGACAAGCAGCCACUCAAAGUUGAAUGACUGGCUAGCAUAGCCUAGUCACUAAAAAUUAAGCGUCAUCCACUUCCACCCAUGCAACUUCCCAUGCUUCGAUUUGUACUUCGCCUCUGAUGAAUAAAAUCGUGUGAUCUCUGCAAAAUAAAAAGCUGCAACUCACAUUGAACUGCUCA